CGCAGGCACGUUUCGUACACCACCGCGGCCCCGCGGGGCGCAGCCCCGUCACUGACUGUCGGCUGCUGGAAGGAGGCAGAAUCGGAGCGGAGCGGAUCGUCUCCAUCCUCCGCAGUCUACCUACUCAUCCUGCCCGUCGGAUCGACUGUCUGAGCGGGGCGCAGACCAGACGCCAGCCCUCCAACGUGACGGCGGCCGCGGCUGGCCUUUCCCUGCGAGACCGAGAGCACAGCAGCAUGUGAAUGGCGGCGGAAAGAGGCCGAGCCGUCAGCGAGGGGCAGGAGGAGCUCCCGGCCUCCGGAGCGGCGGCUCACUCACGCCCGCGGAGCCACAUCCCGUUCCAGCCCCUGACACGCACCUCCCAGUGGCAGGCCACUCUGGAUCACACCCGGAGUCACGGCCGCGCUCAUCACUUCAUCAUUCCCCAGCACGCGCAGCAGCAGAGGUACAGCUGUCGGCUCGCACACAACCUCUCGGCCAUGACCAAAGUGGAGAGCAGAGCCCAGGGCUCGGCGGGGAAGCUCCCCAAGCCCAGUGCACCCUUGUUUCCCAAAACCCCUCAGCAGACAAACGUGAACCAGAAGUUGACGACGUGCAACAAAUUAUGUUUCGCUAUCGGUGCCGCUCCCAAGGAGGUGGCUGCCAGUGCCUCGGCCUUCUUCCUGCAAAUCUACCUGCUCGAUGUUGCUCGGAUCAACGCCUUCGAGGCCUCCCUGGUGCUGUUCAUAGGGAGAGUGUGGGGUGCAGUGACUGACCCCAUCAUUGGGUUCCUCAUCACAAAGAGCAAAUGGACCAAGAUCGGCAGACUCAUGCCCUGGCUACUGGGAUGCACGCCGUUUCUGGUGGUGUCGUACUUCUACCUCUGGUUUGUCCCUCCCUUCGACAAAGGCAGGUUCGUCUGGUACCUGGUCUUCUACUGCCUCUACCAAACCCUCGUCAAUUGUUUCCAUGUGUCUUAUUCUGCUCUCACCAUGUUCAUAAGCACGGACCUGAAGGAAAGGGACUCAGCCACGGCUUACCGGAUGACAGUGGAGGUGAUCGGGACCCUUGUGGGCGCUACCAUCCAGGGCCAGAUCGUGGCCAGCGCUCACACUCUGAAGCACUGCUCCACACCCAACAUGUCCGCCAGUCACCUUGGAAACAGCAGCGGGGCAGAGAGCGUGAAGAGUCUGGUGCACUCUCAGGAGUACCUGUCACACGCUCAGAAGGAGGUCUACAUGAUCGCUGCGGGUGUGAUAGGAGGCGUGUUCCUUCUCUGCACCCUGGUGAUGUUCCUGGGAGUCAAGGAGAGGGAAGAUCCCUAUGGCCUGAGUUCGGAGAAGCAGAUCCCCUUUGUGCAGGGCUUCGUCAUGGUGAUGAGACACGGGCCGUACCUCAUCUUGACAGCCGCGUUCCUCCUCAUCACCGUCGCAGUUCAGCUGAUACAGAGCAACUUCGUGCUCUUCUGCACUUACGCUGCCGACCUGAGGGAGCACUUCCAGAACAUAGUCGUGGUCAUCCUUAUUUCUGCAGUGUUGAGCAUUCCAUUUUGGCAAUGGUUUCUGCAGAGAUUUGGAAAGAAGACAGCAGCUUUUUGUGGCAUCGUGUGGAUAGUGCCUUCCACCCUGAUGUUGGUGUACAUCCCAGACUUGGUUGUGGCAUACAUCGUGGCUGUCACCUCCGGGUUCAGUAUUGCUGCAUCGCUGCUUAUGCCAUGGUCUAUGUUGCCGGAUGUGGUAGACGACUUCAGAGUGACCAAACCCUACUCUAAAGGCCACGAAGCCAUCUUCUACUCAUUCUACGUCUUCUUCACCAAGCUCGCUGUCGGCAUCACCCUGGGACUGUCCACCCUCUUCCUGGAGGUUGCUGGGUACAAAACUGGCAAAUGCAAGCAACUGCCGCCUGUGGUGUCCACCCUGAAGAUCCUGAUGGGCGUCGUGCCCAUAUGCUUCUUCGUUAUAGGGUUAAUUAUCCUGGUCUUCUAUCCCAUCAACGAGGACGUACGGCGCAGGAAUAAAAUCAGUCUGGAGGAGCUACGGAAACAAAGCUUUGACUCCACAACUAUGGAAGAUUUGAGUUACCAGUGAGGGGGAUGUUGGAGUGAAUUCUCAAAGCCACGGAUUCCAGCCAUGAGGCUGGAAGGUUGCUCUUUGGUGUAUGUUACACUGUCAAAUAUGGAAAUUCUUCUUCUGUAAACAUGUUUUGGGUUUUAUUGCCUCACGUACUGUAUAGCCAUCUUGAAUAUAUUAGUAUAUAUAUAUAUAUAUAUAUAUAUAUAUAUAUAUAUAUAUAUAUAUAUAUAUAUAUAUAUAUA
This is a messenger RNA of Fundulus heteroclitus (mummichog), 2293 nucleotides long. It is a transcript of the gene mfsd2b, whose product is annotated as major facilitator superfamily domain containing 2B. Gene Ontology annotation, biological process: carbohydrate transport. Gene Ontology annotation, cellular component: membrane. The record is from RefSeq and is a predicted model, not a curated record. Lineage: Eukaryota; Metazoa; Chordata; Actinopteri; Cyprinodontiformes; Fundulidae. Gene Ontology annotation, molecular function: sphingolipid intramembrane carrier activity; symporter activity. The coding region runs from base 243 to 2066 and encodes 607 amino acids. The transcript is spliced from 15 exons.